AAUUAAUAAUAAAUUCAAACAGAAAUAGAUAAAAGAUAAAUAAAUAAUUUAUUAAAAUAUUUUCAAAUAAUUAUUAAAGUAUAUAACAAAAUUCAAAAUAUACAAUAGUAUAACACUCUCAUAAAUAAAUACUAUAUAGAUAAGGGAAAUUAUUCCUGGAGAGAAUUUUUAGUUUGGAUAAAUUUACCUGUAUAUACAUAUAUAAAUAUAUAUAUUAAUAACGCUUUAAAUUAAAUUUUAAAAAUGAUAGACUCAAUAUCAUCAAUAUAUGCUGGAUGGAGAGAUUUAAUGGACAAUAAAUCAGAUCCAAGAACAAGGGAUUGGCCAUUAAUGAGCUCUCCAUUUCCAACAGUAGCCUUAAGUCUUACAUAUGCUUAUUUUGUAAAGGUAUUGGGACCAAGAUUAAUGGAAGAUAGAAAACCAUUUCAAUUACGAGCAGUUUUAAUUAUUUAUAAUUUUGCACAAGUUGUAUUUAGUAUAUGGUUAUUUUAUGAAUCUGCUGUUACCGCCUGGUUUGCCGGUUAUAGUUAUCGUUGUGAACCUGUUGACACUUCGUAUUCACCGAAAGCUUUAAAGAUUGCUGGUCUUACAUGGUGGUAUUUCUUUUCGAAAUUUACUGAAUUCUUUGAUACAAUAUUUUUUGUAUUAAGAAAACGUUUUGAUCAAGUUUCAACACUUCAUGUUAUUCAUCAUGGUGUUAUGCCAGUAUCAGUAUGGUGGGGUGUUAAAUUUAUACCAGGCGGUCAUGGUACAUUCUUUGGUUUUCUUAACAUAUUUGUACAUAUCUUUAUGUACACAUAUUAUAUGUUAGCUGCAAUGGGACCAAAAGUACAAAAAUAUUUAUGGUGGAAAAAAUAUUUAACUGUUCUUCAAAUGGUUCAAUUUGUUUUAAUUAUGGUACAUUCAUUCCAAUUAUUCUUUUCAAAUGAAUGUAAUUAUCCAAUGUCAUUUGCAUAUUUUAUCGGAGGUCAUGCUAUUAUGUUCUAUUUCUUAUUCUCAAAUUUCUAUAAAGAAACAUAUGUUAAAAAAGAUAAGAAAAGAAAAGUAACAGAAAAUGGUCAUGUAAAACAACAUCAAAAUGGUUAUAAAAAUGGUUCAAUUACAAAUGGUCACAUUUCCAAAUUAGAUUCAUCAGAUAUAAAAGAAACGGAAAAAUUAUCAGCAAAUGGCAAUGUAGUACAAAAAAGAAAUACAGAUAUCAAUGAAAUAUCAAAUCCAGAUGGUAGUCUGAGACAAAGAGUGAACGGAGUAGGAUCAUAUCAAUAAUUUAUAUAUAUAAAUAUACAAAAUAAUUAAAUUUUUUUUUGAAUUUUAUUUUUAAAUUAAUAACAAUUUUUUUUUUUUUAAUUUGAUAUAAAUUUCUUAAUUUAAUUGUAAAAUAAAUAUUAUAAAAAAAAAAAAAAUAAAAUAUACAAAUUUACAAAUUAGUUAAUUAAGAUGAAAAUAAAAUGUGUAAAUCUUUUUAAUUAUAUAAUGUGUAUGUUAACAAUUCCAUUACAAAAAUAUUAAGGUUUCUCAUACAUAUUUAAAAGUAUAAAGUAUUUUGUGGCAGAAGUAGAAAAUAUAUAAGUUUAUAAUUUUUUAUUAAUUUAUAUAUAAUUAUGAAGAUGAAUAAAUGUGAUAUUGAAAUUUAAUACAAGUAAAAAACAAAUUUCAGUAUUAUUUUGUAACAUACUUUUAGGAACUGAUUUACCAUAUUAAAAAUUCCUGAAUAUACAAAAAAUAUUCCAACCUCAUCCUUAAUAUUUUGAAAAUUGAAUUUGCCUAAUUAUAAUUUCUUUAAAUUUGAUUUUUUUGUUUUGCAAUAAAUUAUAAGCAUUUUUGCUAAUUUUGUCCACGUAUUGGCAUUUUAAUUGAAAUAAGUACGAGUUUAAUCACAAAAGAUUAUAUAAAAUAAAAAUAUGUUUCCUUUUAAAAUUUUUAUUUAUAAGUUUUGAGAAAACAAUUAUUUUUUUGUUUUGUUAAUCCUUUCAUCAUUUAAUAAAAGUGUGAUUUAAACAAAUAAUGCGAUUUUCGAUAAUUCAAUUUCAAUCUAGAUCUUAAUAUAAAUCAAAGUUAUAAAAUAUAAAAAUACGCGGUUUUUGCAUUACAGAAAGUAAAAGCACAAUUCGAAAAUUGUAACUAUGUAUGCUUCAAAUAGAAAAUAUAUUACUACAAAAAGCUCUUAUUUACAGAAAUUUCGGAUAUUGGGCAACUUGUACAUCUGCAAAAAUUAAAGUACGUAUUUAGAUUUCGAAAACUUGUAAUUAUGCCAAAAAAAAAUUUCAUGCUCUAAGUUAGAACUUUAAGUGCAUAAUCUGAAUUAUUGGAAAUCCUAAAUGUUGAAAUGGAAUGCUUUUAAAAACUUAACAUAUCGGAAUGUUAUAGGAAGUAUAAUAUUAAAAUUAACAACUUUAAAAAAAUAAUGUAAAAUUUCCAAAUUUUCCAAAUUAUUUUGAUUUGAAAUAAUUAAUUUAAAAAUUCAUAUUAAUAAAAUAUUAAUUAAUCAUAAUUAAAUUUUAAGUAUUCACAAUUCAUGAAAUCCAUGAAACUAGAAUCUUUAAAUUUAUUACCCAACAUUUUAUAUUUUUUUCAAUAACUUCAAUGAUUUCACUUAAUAUACUCAAAAUACGAUGGGUAAAUGUUGCUAAAUAUUCGAUUAUUAAAGACCAAAAAAUAAACAACACUUAGUUUUCGUAUAUUGUAAUUAAAAACAAGAAUUGUAGAAAUCACUUUUGAACUGCAUCCGAAAGCUCAAUACAUUAGUCCUACUCUAAGGAGAAAGCAGAACGCAAAGUUGUUUAACUUCACUGUUUUCAUUUCUACUACGUAUCAAGAACUGAAUUUUUUACCAUUUGAAAUGUGUGACAUUCUUUGGAAAGUGCUUGAAUAUGGAACUUGAAAGUUUGCAAUUAAAAUCUUCUUUUUUACAAAAACAAAAUUUUCUCUGAAUUAUUUCCAAAAAUACAAUAUUUUUAAAAUCAAUAAUGGAAACGUUAAUAAGCACAUUAAAUUAAAAAUAAUAAUUUUAUAAUUAAUUGUAAAAGUAACAAUAAUUAUAGUAAAAAAUAAUACUACAUAGUAUAUAAAAUAAAUUGAUUGAGCUAGAAAUAUAUUAAAUAAAUAAUUGUAAAUUAAAUAAUAAUAAAAAAAAUUAAAAAACAUUAAAAAAACAUUAAAAAAUUAAAAAAAAAAAAUGAAGGAAAAUGAAAAAUUUAGUAGGUUAUUGAAAAUGUGGAUAUGUAUGCAACCAUAUACAUAGAUACUUAUAUACAAUAUUAUUUAUAAAUAUAUGCAUACAUAUAUAUAUAGGUAAAUGCAAAUAUAAUAUAUGUAAAUAUUGUAGUUAAGAAAAUUUAUAAAUAUGUUAAAAAAAAAUAUUAAGAAAAUUUCUUACUUUUAUUAAUUUUUCCCUUGUAAAUUUUUAAUACAAAAAAAGCAAACAAACAAUUAUGUACUUUGGUUUUAGAUAAAUUUUAAUUUUCAAAUUCAUAAAUAACUGUAUGUUUUCGAUUUACAUACAUAAUUUCACGUUUUUUAAAUAGUUUUGAUAAAUAUAAUUAAAUUUUUGGCCACUCUGUAUGUACUAACUAUAAAGGUAUUAAAUUUUUCUAAAUAUUUUUUUAAUUACUAUUUGAAUUUUUUUUGUUCAAAAUUAUCAAAAAAUUUAUUUGUAAAAGUCUGAUAAGUUGAACCAAAAAAAAAGAAGGAGACAAAAACAACAAAUAUGCCAAUUUUUAUAUGAAAUUUAAUUUAAUUUCAAAUAAAAAAAAAUAAUA
Condylostylus longicornis is the source of this 3758-nucleotide messenger RNA. RefSeq names its product elongation of very long chain fatty acids protein 7 (gene Elovl7). The coding region runs from base 244 to 1266 and encodes 340 amino acids. Lineage: Eukaryota; Metazoa; Arthropoda; Insecta; Diptera; Dolichopodidae. The transcript is spliced from 6 exons. Gene Ontology annotation, biological process: fatty acid elongation, monounsaturated fatty acid; fatty acid elongation, polyunsaturated fatty acid; sphingolipid biosynthetic process. The record is from RefSeq and is a predicted model, not a curated record. Gene Ontology annotation, cellular component: endoplasmic reticulum membrane. Gene Ontology annotation, molecular function: fatty acid elongase activity.